Guillardia theta CCMP2712 is the source of this 1113-nucleotide messenger RNA. RefSeq lists its product as hypothetical. Gene Ontology annotation, cellular component: cell wall; plasma membrane. The record is from RefSeq and is a predicted model, not a curated record. Bases 1 to 1113 code for a protein of 370 amino acids. Gene Ontology annotation, biological process: guanosine tetraphosphate metabolic process. NCBI's taxonomy places the organism in Eukaryota, Cryptophyceae, Pyrenomonadales, Geminigeraceae. The transcript has 6 exons.
AUGAUCAGCAAGGCCUUCUACUUCGCUCAGAGGAUGCACGAGGGGCAGCUGCGUCGGUCAGGAGAGCCGUACUUCAUCCAUCCCGUCGGGGUGGCGAGCAUCAUAGCGGACAUGAAGCUCGACUCCGCCUCCAUCGUCACUGGCCUGCUGCACGACACAGUGGAGGACACCUCUGCCUCGCUAGAGCUGAUACAGCAGGAGUUCGGGUCGGAGGUGGCGCAGCUGGUCGACGGGGUGACGAAGAUCGGCAAGAUUCAGUUCACGUCCAAGGAGGAGCAGCAGGCAGAGAACUUCCGCAAGAUGAUCGUCGCCAUGGCCCGCGACAUCCGCGUCAUCCUCGUGAAGCUGGCGGACAGGACGCACAACGUCCGCACCCUCAAGUUCGUCCCUGCGCAGAAGCAGAAGGAGGUGGCGAGAGAGACGCUGGACCUGUAUGCUCCCCUCGCUCACCGCCUCGGCAUUUUCUGGAUGAAGACGGAGCUGGAAGAUACGAGCCUGCGCUACCUCGAGCCCGAGGUCUACGAGGAACUCAAGAUGAUGGUGGCGGCGAAGAAGGAGGAGCGGCAGGCCUACACCAACGAGGUCAUGGAGAUCUUGGAGAAGAGCCUGGUGGACCAGGGCCUUACCAACGUCGUGGUGACUGGCCGAGCGAAACAUUUCUACUCCAUCUAUCAGAAGAUGAGAAGCCGCAGGCUGAAGCAUGUCAGCGAAGUGCAGGACCUGAUAGCGUUCAGGAUCUUGACCGACGACCUGAGUCAGUGCUACCAGGCCCUCGGCAUCGUUCACAGCAUGUGGAAGCCUGUCCCUGGGAGGUUCAAGGACUACAUCGCGCUCCCGAAGCCCAACAUGUAUCGAUCGCUCCACACGACCGUCAUCGGGCCUGGUGGCCAGCGCAUCGAAGUUCAGAUCCGGACGUCGGAGAUGCACCGUGUAGCAGAGGAGGGAAUAGCUGCUCACUGGAUGUACAAGGGAGAAUCCAAGGGUGUGGAGGAGGCGCGCAGGUUCGCAUGGCUGAGGCAGCUGGUCGAGUGGGUGCAGCAGCUCAACGACCCUCAAGAGUUUCUGCACAGCGUAAAGGAGGUGAAAGCGAAUGACCUCUCCUGCUGGUCCUGA